GCGCGUGCACCUGUCUUACCUGCUUGAGCACCAAUCCUCCGUCUUAGAGAACCUGGCGAAAUUCUCUCGAAGUCUGAGAAAUGUCUCAUCGCAAAUCUCCAAGAAUAGAUCUACAGGUGUUUCUGCGUUUCCAAUGGCAUGAUGCAUCACAGUAGGAAGUACUCGCCACCGCGCCACUGCGUCCUCGGGACGCCUCUAGUUGUGCCUCUUCUGAACCGAUUACCGACCUUUCGGGUGGAAGAAGCUAACCCGAUGGAGAAGAAUUCACCGAAAGCCAAAUCCAGAAUGCGCAACGCGAAGGUGAAGGCGGUGAAGAGAGCCCCGUCUCCCCAAAGACCACGCGUCUCUCCAAAACCCGUUCAAAGCGACGCGCUACCAAAGGUGGCGGAGAACGGUGGAGCCGGACAGCGCUCUCGAAAGAGGGGCUUCAAACCCCCUGAUGUGAGGACGAUAUUCGACCCACGCGUAAAAGUGGAGAGAGGAGAAGGACACUCGUUUUAUGAGGACGCGACGCACGCUUGGUGCGAUGUGUGUUGCUCGUAUAUCUUUCAAGAUGGCUUGACCUGCACAGGUUGCAAAUACACAUGUCAUGCUAAGUGCCGUGACCAGGUGGCGCUAGACUGCCAUCAGAACGGAUCCGUCAACGGCUGCCCACUCAGCGCUCUUGCUCAGGACCAUCUGAACAACAACCAGUCCUCACACAGUGAUGUGGAGAAAGAGAAAGAGCUGCGCACUCAUCUCACUCAUGAGGAGAUCAGAAAGAAGGUCGAGCAGUACAACGCAGACUCGCGUGACCACUUUAAAAUGACACUGAAUUCUAGCGGCAUGUACACAGGCUUCAUCAAGGUGCAGAUGGACCUGCGGAGGCCCAUCACGGUGAAAGGAGGUGGCGCAGGAGGGGUCAAAGGUCAAGAGGCGUUUUACCUUCCGCGUGGCUCCAUAAACACCCUGCACAUCAGCAGCACCAACACAGUGCGACAGGUGAUCGAAGCCAUGCUGAAAAAGUUCACCGUGGCCGACAACCCCGCCAAGUUCGCCUUGUUCAAACGCUUCAGCAGAGAAGACCAAGUUUACACCUGUAAGCUGUCAGAGGAAGAACACCCUCUGUUCCUGCGUCUGGUGGCGGGACCCAGCACUGACACGCUCAGCUUUGUCCUGAAGGAGCAGCAAACCGGUGAAGUCUUGUGGGACGCCUUUUCCAUCCCUGAACUGCAUAACUUCCUGCGCAUCCUGGAAAAAGAGGAACAGGACCAGAUCUGUUCGAUAACCAAACGCUACAACACCUACAGAGAGAAGCUGGAGGAGGCCAUGAGAGCAGUGGGCGGCCCAGGCUAAAGCCGACCUGCUGACAGAAGGAACUGCAGCACUGCUGCCUCUAGUGGUCACUGUCUGUAAUGAACACUAUGCCAAGUGGACACCCCUCAGAAACUCAGAGGAGAGCACUGACCUCCCAGAAUGCACCUCAGGUGCCAUAUUUACCCUUCCGCCCUCUUGUGAUCUCUCACAGUUUCAACCGUCGCAGUUAUUUCUCGUGUUUUCUGUUCUUUUACCUCGUGAAGUUGUGAAUGAUGCAAACGUGAAAUUGUUUUUUAUUUAAUUGUUGGAUGCUGUGGUUUGUAAAUAUUUCUGUUUGUUGUUUUAAUUUAUGUGGGUGAAGUUUUAUUCUUUUGUUUAUUUUACUGAAAGAGUCUUAUUUUAUUUCAAAUAUAUAUUAUUGACCAGAAGCUGAUUGGGUUGGGGAUUAUUUUUGUUUUAUAUUAAAUACCAUUUGACUCAUAAUGUGCCCUACCAAAGAUAGUGUUGGCAUUUGAUGUGCUGAGGACAAACGUAGCAAAGUGACAAAGACCUGAAAACCACGUGAGACCAAACGGACAGGAAGAGUGAGUUUGUGAUGGACAAGUUUGAAUGUGAUAAUGUAGGGGCAGGAAAUGAGGAAUCAUUAGUUUCUGAAUGGAUGGCAUAAAUGCAAAUUAAAAAUCAUAUUUUAAUUCAGAAAAAGUAUGCAUAAGGAUUCUUAGGUGAUGUGCUGGAAUUGUAACCGAACGGAUUUUAGGAAGUUGGAAAGAAGAGCUUAGAGGAUGUUUGAAAGCAUGUGGGAAGUGUCACGCUGAGCAGACUGAUGUUGGUCAGGGUCAGACGCUCUUUCUCAUGAUGGGACGUGAUGACCUCGGGUUUGAGCAGGGCACUCGUUAUUCAGUGAUCUCAUCAACCCUGGAAAAAGAGUUAGAGGACGUCUUUGGGACAAAUGACUGAAUAUAGAAGUAAUGAAGUUGUUUGUUUUGAUGCUACAGCCUGAAAAUGGUGGAUUUAAGCUACGUCUGUCAAAUUCUACUUGCAGUGUGAUCUUCCUUUCUGUAUAUGUAUAAUCACACUGAUCCGAUUUGCUGUAGCAAAUUCAGAUGUAGCUGAAAUGUUACCGUUGUGAAGUACAGUAAAAUAAAUAAAUAGACACGUUAAUGGUCAGUGCUACUUUGUCCCUGCAGCACUCAAGGUCAACACUAAUGGCGAUGAAUUUAAAUGAUACUUGUGUAUCAGUAGGUGGUUUAAUAUGUAUACUCAUUUAUGCUAGUGCUGCAUGACGGUUUCCUGAAGGGUACUGCAACAUUAUAUUGUGACGCAUUCAUUGCGAGGUAGCGACACCUUGUGACCAAAUGGUGUAACUACAUCUCUGCAGUCUUGUGUCUCACCUGUGUCAGUUAAUUCAAUUGUCUUAGACACAGAUUGUGUGCUUUUUUCUUUAUUAUUAUUGGUUUUAUAACCUCUAACCAAAGAUAUUAUUAAAAUGCAUAGUUUAAUUUAAGUUUGAAACCAAUUGCCUGGUGCAAUCAGUUUGAACACCUCAGUAAACCGAGGUUAAAUUACAGUAUCUAUCUUGUCCAAUGGUUUUACCAUGGCAACUUUAAUUGUAAACACUGGGGUAAAUUAGAGUAAUUUGUGUAAUUUUAUUGUGUGAAAGUAACAUCACAACAGUCUCAAUAUAUACAAUCGAAGAGGAUUUGUCAGGGGAAUAAGACCAGUAAUUUUAUAAAUGCUUUUUGGGCACUUUGUUUUAAUUCAGGGAGUUUUUUUUAUUAGUCUUCAUCAGAUGCCUAUCGCCUUCCACUGUUUUAAAUGGCAUUGCAUCUAGUGGAAGCUCAGUUAUGUUGUAUGAUUUUUUUUUUUUAAAUAAAUAAAGCUGUUUCAGUACUUGAUUUUUUUUUUCAUAUACAAGCUUCUUGUUUGUAGAGUAAGACUGUGAAUGAAUGUUAAAUUGUAUUCAUGUACAGUAAAGUGGUGUGGAUACGAGUGAACUGCUUCAAGACUUUUAAGUAUACGUGCAUGUGUUAUAUUAAUUCAUGCAUAUUUUAUGGCUGUUUUAGGACAUCACAGGGCAGUGCUGUUGAUCUUUCUGUUUAACAAGUUAGACAUAGUUUGCUCACAAAUCCCAUACUCUGUAUUUGCCAAAAAAUUCUCAUUUUCUUCCACAGUUUUAAGUUAAGUGGUUUUGUGGAUGUUAAUGAUGCAAGUUUCAUAUAUUGAAGAUGAAGCAACGACUCUGUUGGCUGAAGUGGCAUGAAUAUCGUCCUUGAGAGGUAUAGAAAAGCUUCACUAAAUAUGCAUUUAUAGAAUCCAAAUGAGUCCACAUGUCAUGCAUUUUUUACAAUGACGGGGUUCUUUGAGGGUUUGUAUUGUCAUCAAUCGUGGCCUUUCUUGUUGAAGACAUGGUUUCUUUAAAUAAAGAGUAAAUGUUUCUCAAUUCA
Molecule: messenger RNA, 3740 nt
Organism: Pimephales promelas (fathead minnow)
Lineage: Eukaryota; Metazoa; Chordata; Actinopteri; Cypriniformes; Leuciscidae
Gene: rassf3
Product: Ras association domain family member 3
Biological process (GO): signal transduction
Cellular component (GO): cytoplasm
Source: RefSeq, a predicted model, not a curated record